Gadus chalcogrammus (walleye pollock) is the source of this 2223-nucleotide messenger RNA. It is a transcript of the gene rec8b, whose product is annotated as REC8 meiotic recombination protein b. NCBI's taxonomy places the organism in Eukaryota, Metazoa, Chordata, Actinopteri, Gadiformes, Gadidae. The transcript is spliced from 18 exons. The record is from RefSeq and is a predicted model, not a curated record. Gene Ontology annotation, biological process: synaptonemal complex assembly; replication-born double-strand break repair via sister chromatid exchange; mitotic sister chromatid cohesion. Gene Ontology annotation, cellular component: synaptonemal complex; cohesin complex. Gene Ontology annotation, molecular function: protein binding; chromatin binding. Bases 137 to 1957 code for a protein of 606 amino acids.
UCCGGAGAACCAAAUAAAAGUCCACAUACUCAAAAAGCAGCCGAAUAAUUUGCUUAUUCGCUGUGUGAGUCAGCGUAUUGUUUAUAAGCUGUUGCUUAUUUUAAAAGAAAAUCAGUUUUAGCCCAUAAUCAAGAAAAUGUUUUACUAUCCAAAUGUCCUUCAUCGACACACUGGGUGUUUUUCAACAAUCUGGUUGGCGGCCACCAAAGGCAUCAAGAUGAACCGCAGAGAACUCAUGAAGGUCAACGUGGGGCGAACAUGCCAAGACAUCAUGGACUACGUGCUGGUCCGUGUUCCUCCGCCGACCCCUGACCUUCCCAAGCCCAGGUUCUCGCUCUACCUGUCCUCUCAACUGCAGUACGGAGUGGUAAUCGUCUAUCACAAUCAAUGCCGCUUCCUCUUAGAGGACUCGCAGCAGACCAUGGAGCGUCUAUUCCGACCCACGCCAUGGAACCGCAUCGAUAUCGCAGAGUCUGACAGGCUGACUCUGGAUGUGCCUGACAACCUGUUUCUGAUGGAGGAGGCAGAGGGAGCUCAGGACCCCUUCUUUGGUCUGAUGCGGGCGGACCAGCUGCCCAGUCCCUACAAGAUACAGCAGCCUAAAAUGCUGACUCAGGACACUGCCUCACAGCACUCCCUGCUGGCCAGUCCUCUCAUCGCAUCCAAUGGUUUCAGCUUGCCUGCGGCUGUAAUCACUCUGAGAGAGAAGGAGCAGCUUGGCAUCCACGCUGCUGAGUGUUUUGAAGGAGCUGAGCUGCCCGAGGCUACAGCCAAGGAGCUGGAUAUGCUAAUAGACCAACCGGAUCAGUUUUGUGAAGCAGUAGAGGAGCAGGAGAGGGAGAGGGCAUCAACUGUGGAUACGGAGGGAGCCAGAAUCUCUAUCGACAAGUUGAAAGAGACUGUGCCGCGGGCCGACACAGACAGUGUGUGGAUCCUAGACGAUGAGACGGGCCAGCCCUUCGCCGUUCCCCUGGCGACCCUCUCGAGGGAGAUGACCCCCCCGACGGCUGCUGUGGUGGACAUUCCCCCAGAGGGUUCCUCGGGGAGAGGGAGGGGGUCUGAGAAGGGGACGGAGCCAGUGGCGGAGAGCUCCACCGGUGGAGAGGCGGAUGCUCCCCCUCGCAGGGGGAGACGCGGCUGUGUUGUGGGAGGCCGCAGGCGUCAGCUUGACUUUGCAGACGCAGAGGUCCAGAUCUCUGAGCCGGCCAUGAGAAGACAGCUAGAGAACCUGCUAGCUGAGACCCUAAGCCCGGCCGAGGUGUUGCUGCCGGUCCACUUCUUGGCCAAAUCGGCCCGUCCUGAUCAGCUCUUCAGCACUCCCUCUAGUGUUCUGUACCACCCUGAUCUCCUGUCACUAUGGAAACAAGGCUCCCAUCUCGUCACCCUGCCUCAUUCCGGACACGACGGCAGGUUGGCGGGUGAAGAGGAGGAAGAGGUUUUGGGUUCUGAGCAGGACCGGGAAACACUGAGGAGGAGGAGGGAGAGCAGCUUCAGAGAGAUCCCAAGGCACUCGGCGGAGCCUGGGUUGCAGCUCACAGAUGCCUCAUCUGUGUCAGACGUCCCCCUGGAUGUUUCCAGAGGGGAUAAAUCUCACAGUGACAUCGUCACCCCGGCCAGCAGAUGGUCUCCCCAGGGUGAAGUGCAGGACUUGAUGCAGCCAAUAGCUGAGGAGUACGUGGAGAUGCCUGAGCUGCCCAUAACACACGCACAGAGCGGGGACCUCUCUGCUCCAGACCUGCUCAGACUGGUGUCCUUCCUUCUCCAGAGGAUUGGUCAGGUGACCUUCGACACUCUGCUGCCCCCGGAGGCCAGCCGCAGCCACACAGCUCACACUCUCUCCAAACUCCUAGAGCUGGUGUCAUCCAGGGAGCUAAUGGUACAACAGCGUGGGCCCUAUAGCACCAUCUUGAUUACCCAACCCGAACCGAACACACACACACACAAACAAAAUCCGUAGACACUUAAACAGAUACUUUUAACACCUAAAUACUUUACCUUCUUACCAUAAAGUACAACCCAAAAAAUUAAAAAAGACGGAUUAAUGCAUCGUAAACAAACACACUCUUUACAGUUUGUUCUGAAGACAGUAGUUUUAAUCUUUUAAAUACAAUAGCUGCCUGUGCUAGUGUUACACAACUUUUUUAACUCAUUUUAACCCGUUUUUUAUAUAUUUAUAUAUGUAUUUAUAACAUUAAGUAUGAUCCACAAAACUGUAUUACUGUA